Seminavis robusta is the source of this 417-nucleotide messenger RNA. The record is from the annotation of a GenBank genome assembly. NCBI's taxonomy places the organism in Eukaryota, Bacillariophyta, Bacillariophyceae, Naviculales, Naviculaceae.
AUGAAGUCCGUUGUAGCCCUUCUCCCGCUCUUGAUCAGCCUGGUGGCUGCCUUUGCGCCCACUCCUGUUCCACAACGAGCCGUCACGUUCAAGCAAGGACGAACCAUUGCUGGAUUCAAGCCAAGUUAUGCCAAGAAAACCAUUUUGAGAAUGGCAGAAGAAGAAAAAGCGGCAGAGGCCGCAGCAGAAGAUUCGACCGAGGUUGCUCCAGCAGCACCAAAGGCAGGAACAUUUUAUGACGAUGAAUAUGACAGCGCUCCCCAGAAGAGUGGGAUUUCGGAUUCAAUGAAAGCUCGUCUGAUGGCCGAAGCAUCGACUGGUUUGGACUCGGAGAAGAAGCAGACCAAUGUAAUUCUGUACAUCAUUUUGGGGGUUGCCGCGCUGGUCGUCGUUGGUGGUCAAGGAAUCUUUUUCUAA